Messenger RNA from Morone saxatilis (striped sea-bass), 2615 nucleotides. It is a transcript of the gene gramd2b, whose product is annotated as GRAM domain-containing protein 2B. The record is from RefSeq and is a predicted model, not a curated record. The transcript is spliced from 14 exons. Lineage: Eukaryota; Metazoa; Chordata; Actinopteri; Moronidae. The coding region runs from base 63 to 1358 and encodes 431 amino acids.
CAGACAAACGGACAGGACAGCAGGACAGACGGGUGUUAGGUCGGUAGAGACUGUUGAGCGUGAUGACAGAACAGUGUGUGAACCAGCAGACAUCGCAGGACGAUGCCAGGAAGUGUAACAGAGGAACUGCAAAGCGUGAGGAAAGGGAUUAUCAUUCAGACGUAGAAAAUGUGGAGGAGCGGCAGAGAUAUGAGAGGAUGGUCAGCGAGUCUCUGCAGGCUGUUGAUCCGGACCAACAGGAGCUCUCAGGCAGAAGGAAACCAGCAUUAGUCAGGUCAAAGACCUUCGACCACUCCCUGCUGACUCAGGUCCAGACAGACUCAAACCAUAAGAUAGAGAGAAAGAAGUCUCACUACAGCCAGCUUUCAAAGAGCAACUGCCAGUACCAUAAAAUAUUUAAGGAAAUCAGCAAAGAGGAACAGCUCAGACAGAGUUACACCUGUGCUCUGCAGAAAGACAUCCUCUACCAGGGACGAAUGUUUGUCUCUGACCACUGGAUCUGCUUCCACUCCAAGGUGUUUGGCAAAGACACAAAGAUCGCCAUCCCAGUGAUAUCCGUCACUCACAUCAAGAAAACCAAAACUGCCAUCCUGGUGCCAAACGCUCUGGUGAUCGCCACCGCCAAUGACAGGUACGUAUUCGUGUCCUUCCUGUCCAGAGACAACACCUACAAGAUCUUGAUGUCCGUCUGUCUCCAUCUGGAGGAGAAGAGUCCAUGCAGCAGCCCCAUCCCCUCCUCAGCUGAGAACAGCUUCAGAGGUCAGAGGUCACCUCUAUCGCCUCGCUUUCCUCUGAAUUUUCCAGGUGAUUUCAGCGAUCUGGACGGAGCAGUGAGACAGCGGAGGCAGGAGUUGGAGGAAAGCAGCAGCUCUGACUCCCAGACCCCUGACUAUGAGAAGAUAGCAGAGUUCCCUGUUCCUCCAUUUCUGGAUGUGUUGAAGCACACAGAAGGUGCAGCUCCUCCUGAACAUCCAGACCAUCAGCACAAAGCGAAGAACCAGCAUCAGAAACAGCCGAGCCCAGACAACAAGCAGCAUGACACACACCACGCUGGCUCUGAGCUGGUGAUUGACAGCAGAACUCUGAAACCAGUUUCUCUCAACACUGUGCUGUUUGUCUACCUGUUUCUAGUGUGUUUCCUGGUCUUGUCUUCCUGUUACCUGGCCUUUAAGAUUGUUUCAUUGGAGCAGAGACUGACGACGCUUGGCUCCAUCAGCGACUUCACCCACCAAGAAAAUGACUUUCUGAAGGGGAGUGACGUGAACACAGAUCUUUUCUCUGAACUACUGACCAUCAACCUGGUGAAGCUUGAGAAGGUGCAGAAGAACCUGCAGAGGCUGCUGGAUGAAGCUGCGUGAAUGUACUGGAAACCAGUACAUUAAGAUGAAAGCUGUAUACAGUUCUGUAAAUACACUGUAAAUAUAUAGUUUAUUAUAGUGGAUGUUACAACCUGACAAUACUGAGAUGUAUUGGACUUACAUAAAGGGCUUGGAAAUUAUGAUACGCACAAUCACUUUAAAUACUGUUUUCAUUGCAGCUGUAACCACACCCAGUGGUGAUGUCAUUGUAUACAGGCACACUACUGCAGUAAGGUGAAAAUUUAACCCACUGGAGGUGAGCAAAAACAAGAUUUUCAGCUUAUUUUGUUAAGUAGCUCUUGUAACUGCAAUUACAGGCCAACCUGUGGUUACUGUUUCAUCUGCUGAUUAGAAAUCAAACCUCCUGGUUAAAUACAAUAGUAUUGUAAUAGUGUUGCAUUUGCUUGAUGCAAAUGUAAUAGAAACAGUAGUAUUUUAAAGGGUCUGACACUUCAAGAGAACAGUUUUGGAAGGCAGUGGUAUUGCUCAUUAUAUUUUUCUCUCUGUGAAACAAAAUAUUUUUUCUCAGCUACUGUUGCUGUAUUAACUUUUAAUGAAGUGAAAGUUUGGAUGUUUUUCGGCCAAUUCACUCAGGCGUAUGUUAACAGUACUGUGCAUCUGACUAGAUCAAGGCUGUGUUCUCAGCGGUGCAUUUAUCUUCUGACUUUUGCCUUGUUAGACUGAUCCCAUUGAUGUUCUCUCAGCCGACUGAAAUAGCAAACACAGAAAUGACAUGUAGGACUGACAACCAGCUCUGGACUUCAGCCUUCAUUGGCCUGGCUGGAGCUGCUUUUGUAGAUACUUCACAACCCCUGACUGGGUUUAUCUCAUGCUACCUUAAGGCUGUCAUUUCUGAUGUAAACUAGAAAUGCAUAAAACCUACAGUGCAAUGUAGCAGGUAGUUAGCUGCUGCCUCAGCCUUUAUGGGGACCCAACAGCUCUUUUCCGCUUCAGUGACCUGAGGCUUCUUGUUACAUGGUGGCUUUAAACCUCUGACACUGUUAACACAGAACCUUUGGUUAAACUAACUGUAUGUAUUGAUGCAUCAGCUGAAUAACUUGACAUGCAGCUGUAACCACAUGUGUAAACAUCAUUAAGCUUAUUAUGAUUCAUAACAGAGAUUUACAUAAUAGACUGUUACAGGAAUGGCUGUGAUUCUGUAAAUAUAGGGAAUUAUACACAGAGGGUCUAUACACAGAUUUACUCAUUUUAUUUUCCUCUGUUGGGGAAUGAAGUUCUAUUUUGAAAUAAAGUUUU